AAGAUGCACCGUGAAAUACAGAAGAUGAGGGAAGUUGCCCUUGUUUACAUGGACAGAAGUGGUGGCCUUCAGAAAUUUGUGCAGGACUGCAAAAAAUACAGUGACUCAAAACAAAGUUAUGCUGUUUAUCGUUUCAUUAUUUCAAUAAACCCUUCUGAUAUCGCUGAGUUAGAUGCAACUCUUGGAAACUUCAUUCUUCAUAAUCCCAUACAAGCUGCACAGAUUUUUCAGUCAGUGUGCUUCAUAGCUAUUAAGACAUUAUCAUUAAUUGAACAACUGCAGACAGAGGCCCAGAUCAGUAUAUUGCUGAAACCAACCCAUUUGCCACCUUUACCAAGUUAUGUUCUGAGUCUUGCUGCGUUUCCCUUUAAUUACACAUCUCAAAGAUUUUACAUGUCUGAAGGAAUAGCGAUUGCAAUGGGAAUUGUAACAAAAUAUACACAAGGAGCAAGAUUUCUUUGUACUGAGGAAACCUGCCAAUUUUCUAAAGGGUUUAGGUACAUAAGAGUGCAUCGGCCUGGAGCUACAGAAUCUGCCACAGUGAGAAAUGAUUUUGUGUGUGGUUUGUGUUCUUCGCCACUGCAGGAAGACGUGAAAUUUAGAGUACUUGGUGAUAAGCAAAUAGUUGAAAUGAUUGAUGCAAAAGUUCUGAAUGCUUUGAAAGGAUAUUCCAAUGACAAAUCACAUUUCAGGAUUCAGACCUUCACAGUUUUCUUGAGAGAUGAACUGGCCAAUAAAAUGAAAAUAGGAAACCACUACAAGAUUAUAGGAAUUCCAGCUUGUGUACAAAAUGGCUUACAAGCUACAGCAUGUAUAGAAAUCAAUAGCAUACAGCUCUGUCAACCAAGUGGUCCUUCUUCUGUCAGUGACAAUUUUAAGUAUCUGCUGUCACUGACUGCAAGUUCAUGCUGGAGGUUUACUGCUAUCCUUGCCAAUAUCUUUGCUUCUGAAGUUGUUCCACCAGGCACUUACAAUACACUCAAACUGGCAAUAUUGCUGAGUCUAGUACAGACGUGUGAAAAAGAAAAUGCAGAUUACCUGGAUCUGUUGAUUGUGACAACUGACACAUUAGUAAUUGAUAGGCUCUUGAAUUACAGCCUCUGUCUUCUGCCUCGUGGCAUACGACACCCACCUUACAGUGACAUUUUCCCUUCUGUGUCCAAAGACAAACACGGAACUGGAAGCGCUAGUAUUCAAGCUUGCAGUGCUGUGCUGGCCAAGGGUGGUAUCUGCUACAUAGGAGACUUGGCUUCAUAUAAAAAGGAUAAACUUGAACUUCUACAGUCAGUGCUAGAGAGCAGAACAACAACAGUUUUCAUUCCUGGGAAGAAGUAUGGAGAAGAGGCUGACCAGCAAGUUACUAUUUCGCUUCAGACCAACUUUUGGUCUUAUGUGGAUUCUUCCUCAAAGAAACAUAUACAAAAGGACAACUUUUUAAUUGGACAGAUGGACAUGAGUUUGAUUCCACCUAACCUUGUAGAUGGAUUUGGACUUUUGAUACACAAUGAGUUUCCUUUAUGCCAACAAUCUUCACCUCUGGUUCACCAUAUCUUGAAAAAAGCCAUGCAUCCUGAAGCCAUGCUGUACGAAGUCUCCCAGCAGUUCAGGAUGCAGGAUUACGAGGAGUUUAUUUCAUUUGCUAAGAAUCUUCAUGUUGAACUGAGUCCAGAAGCAGAAAGCCUCAUUCAGGGCUACUAUCUUGCAAGUCGCAGAGUGAGAAGAGAUUCUAUUCAUGGAUCAACACUGUCAGCAUCUGCACUAAAAAUUCUGAUUUCACUGUCUAAGGCUCAUGCUAAACUAAGUUUAAGAGAGAAAGUACUCCAGGAAGACGCGCUGAUUGCAAUCUUGUUCCUUGAAUCAUCUCUGACCCUAAAACAUGGCAAGUCUGCAUUAUGCAUAGCACCAAAUCCUCUGUUUCCACUUGACCUCAGUGAUGAAAACUCCCUGCAACAGAGAGACAGCUACCUCAUGCAGUGUCACCAUCAGCUGCUGAAGUUCAUUGGUGCAUAUGGCCCAGGAAUUCACAUCAACACUAAUGAAGAGUGAAAAGUCCAUUGUGCAAGCCUGAAUCUUCAGGCUUCUGAGACUGCAGUUAAAAAUACAUAACUAGUAAGUUUUUAGUGUUUUUGUCAGACAGUUC
Molecule: messenger RNA, 2140 nt
Organism: Melopsittacus undulatus (budgerigar)
Lineage: Eukaryota; Metazoa; Chordata; Aves; Psittaciformes; Psittaculidae
Gene: MCMDC2
Product: minichromosome maintenance domain containing 2
Exons: 14
Coding region: 4-2046 (680 amino acids)
Biological process (GO): double-strand break repair via break-induced replication
Molecular function (GO): single-stranded DNA helicase activity; DNA binding; ATP binding
Source: RefSeq, a predicted model, not a curated record